Messenger RNA from Ostreobium quekettii, 2778 nucleotides. NCBI's taxonomy places the organism in Eukaryota, Viridiplantae, Chlorophyta, Ulvophyceae, Bryopsidales, Ostreobiaceae. The record is from the annotation of a GenBank genome assembly.
AUGAUCGGGAUGCAAGGGGAGGGCGGUGCGCGGGAGCCGACGGGCGGCGGGGCCGGCGAGCAGAUGGUGGGUGGUGCGAUGUCCGCCUCUGAACAGAUUCUAGCAGCCUCCACACAACCCUUGGCGUACAUCCAUGGAGGCAACCCGACGGUCAGCCCCUCGGUCCUGCAGUACCCGGAGGGAUUUGGCAAGGACGACGCAGCUGCUGUGGACAGGCUGUCACGCAACCUGAACUGCUUGUCGGUCGGGGGCCACAUCCCUGAAGAGUACAUGGGACGCAUUGAUGAAGAGCCUGCCCCAGUUUCGUACAUCCCAAAAAUCCUGCAUUCAAGGUCAGCCACCGACUUGUCAUCCCUUGCGACUGUGGAAGAAGAUGUUUUCAGCAUGGGGGGUCUGGAGCUGGACAAUGCGGGUGCUGUGGAGUCGCCUGCGAGCUCAAGCGACAGAAAUUUGCAGCUGAAAAUUGGUGCCCACCCGUCUCGCACGCUGCUCGUUAGCAAUAUUAACAGCACGAUGUCUGCAGAACAUCUGAAGGCAUUGUUUCAGACAUUUGGCGAUGUUCAAACCCUGAGGACAGACUACCGCUCGCACGGACUUGUGGUAGUUUCCUUUUACGACCUGAGGGCUGCUUUCAAUGCUAAACGGGAGCUGCAUGGUCGCUCGCUUGCAGAGCAGGUGCUACAAGUUCAAUUCUCAGCUGCAGGGAAUGCGUUUGGCAACUUUGGAGAGGGCACAAUUCUUGUCUUCAACUGCGACCCCAACCUCGACUGCCAGGAGCUUGCCCGCAUUUUCUCUGUCUAUGGAGACGUGAAGCGCAUUCAGGAGGUGCCGGACAAGAAGGACCACAAGCUGAUCGAGUUUUACGACAUUAGGCGUGCUAACCUAGCGAUGCAGGCAAUUAACAGAGCCGUUGUUGCAGGGGGCCAGUUCCGUCCAGAUGUCCAGGUGGAAGGAGCUGCUCCAGCACAGCAGUCUGCUAAUUUCCAAAGUAUUGAGAGUGGAGGUUCUGGCGACCUCUCGGGUCAGCCAUUGGCACACAGCUGGGAUGGUUCUGUCUCAGCAGCGUCCAGAAUGAAAUCUCUGCUGGAGAUGGGCGGUGUUCAGAGUGCCGAGGACUUGUUUGGCACAGGCGUAGGCCAGGGGUCUCCAUCAGCACAGGCCAACCCCUUGCUGGGUUCUGCGACGGGUAUGCCAUCAACUGGUAUGGUGAAGUCGAACAGCGCACUGGCGCUUCAGGAUUUGGCCUCAUCUGCUGCCAUGGGCCCCUCCAGGGUUCCUCCUGUCCCGCAGCUGGCCAGUGGCGCCCUACCCCUCACCGCACAGCUCGCCAAGGGCCUUAGGAUCUCAGACAGUGCCUCGAGCCUGGGCAGCCGGAUGUAUGGCCGGCAACCCGCCCUGAUGCAGAACUCCCCCGGCACUGUCGUGGGGUCCAUGAGCAUGCCCAGCGUGGCUGAAGGGCCGCUGCUGAAGGGGCUGGGGCCGAAGGCCAUGCCCCCUCCAGGCAUGUUGGCUGGCAUGCAGCAGCAGCCAGGAAUGGUGUCUGGUUUGAUGCAACAGGUGGGUGCUGGAGCUCAGCCAUCAGCAGAGGCGCUGCAGGCGUCAGCCUCAGGCCUUCCCACAGGUUUGCUGAACAGCCCCAAUGCUGCACGCCUGCUGGCUGGGCACCUGGGGGGCAGGACUGGCCUCUCCAACAGCACCAGCGUGGGCUCAGGGCUGGACAUCUACGGCCAGCAGUCUGCCCUCAGCAAUGCGAUCGCGGGGCUGCAGCAGGGCACCUUCCUGGGCGCCCAGGGUCCGCAGCCGAUGGGCAGGCCUGCCGCUGGAGUUGCCCCCGCCAGCCCUGCCCUGUGGGGUCAGGCUGGAGCCCAGCUGCCCAACACCCAGUCGCUGGCGGCCUCAAAUGCGGGCCUGUACGAAGCAAUCUCCAAGCUGCAACAGGCCGGCGUGGCCGCAAGUGCCAUCCCCGGGCUUGUAGCCAACGCCGGCCUGGGGCCCCAGCCCAACGCCUAUCUCCAGGCAGCGAUCGCUGCAAAUGCAGCCCAGCUGCUGCAGCAGGCAAUCGGGGGUGGGGUCCUGCCCAGCCUGAUGCAAGGCGCUGGGUCCAGCGGGCUGGACCUGACUGGCCUCUCGAAGAGUGCCAGUUCCCCGGCCCUGAACCUCGCCCAAGAGGAGCCACGGGAGCAGCACCGAGACCACAGGUCAGGGGGGCGUCUGAGCCGAAGGAACGUGGAUCCUGUGCUGGAGGCGGAGCGGCGGGCCCAGCAGCAGAGACUGUACGCGCUGGACAUCGACCGGGUGAACUCUGGGGAGGACAAGCGCACAACGCUGAUGGUGAAGAACAUACCCAACAAGUACACCCAGAAGAUGCUGCUGGCUUCCAUCGACGAGACGCUGCGAGGCAAGUACGACUUCUUCUACCUGCCCAUUGACUUCAAAAACAAGUGUAACGUGGGCUAUGGGUUCAUCAACAUGAUGACGCCCAAGGACAUCAUCCCUGUGUUUGAGCGCUUCCACAACAAGAAGUGGGAGCGGUUCAACAGCGAGAAGGUGUGCUGCAUCACGUACGCCCGCAUACAGGGCAAAGCAGCCCUUGUGAACCAUUUUCAGAACUCAAGCUUGAUGCACGAGGACAAGAAGCAUAGGCCAGUUCUUUUCACCAGUGAUGGCCCAUCACAGGGGGAGCCAGAGCCCUUUCCAGUGGGUCCCAACGUGCGCCCUCGGAUAACAUUCAAGGAACGAGAUUUUCGAUCGAGGGAGAAAGGCGGAUACUGGGGGUGA